Umbelopsis ramanniana AG is the source of this 2022-nucleotide messenger RNA. RefSeq lists its product as uncharacterized. The record is from RefSeq and is a predicted model, not a curated record. Bases 1 to 2022 code for a protein of 673 amino acids. Lineage: Eukaryota; Fungi; Mucoromycota; Umbelopsidomycetes; Umbelopsidales; Umbelopsidaceae. The transcript has a single exon.
AUGUCUCAUCCGCGUACUUUGGUGGAAAAAAUUCUUGCUCAUCAUGCCAUGGGCGAUACUGAAAUUGCUCCUGGAAAGAUGAUUUGUGUCAAGGUGGACUGGACUAUGGCAUCCGAAGCAAGCUGGUUUGGAAUGUACAAGCUUUAUGAUCAGCUUGGAAAGCCUGGAAUUUACCGUAACGAUCGUGUUUGGCUUGCGGCCGAUCAUAUCGUGGACCCUAGGAUCAACCACUUACCUAAACCGAAGGCGCUCAUUGACGCAGCAGAAUCGGGUGCAAAGGAGCUAGAUAUCAAGGACUAUCAACCUCCAAAUACCACAAUUAUGCACACAGAAUUUUACAGGCAGCGUGCUCAACCUGGAAUGCUGAUUAUCGGUGCAGAUUCUCACACCUGUUCUAGUGGUGCUUUAGGUGCCUUGGCAGUUGGCCUAGGUGCGGCCGAUGUCGUCUUCCCAUUGGUGACAGGAGAAACCUUCUUUCAAGUUCCUGAAGUGGUCAAGAUUGAGCUCGUUGGCAAACCAAACUUUGGAAUUGGCGGAAAAGAUAUCAUCUUGCAUAUUCUUGGAGAAUUCAAGCGCAAUACCAUCGCUGCAGGAAGAGCAGUGGAGUACGUUGGCGAUGGUAUACAUUACCUCUCUUGUGACGCCAGAUUUGCCAUCGCCAAUAUGUCCACAGAAUUUGGUGCAAUUGCAGGUGUAUUUGUUCCAGAUCAACAAACCGCUGCCUUUAUAGAUCAACGAUCUAGUCAUAAGGACGAAGCAAUCUACUUUCAACCGGAUGCUGGUGCUAAAUACGUUGAAACCCGUACUAUCAAUUUACAGGACGUUGGCGCCUACAUAGCUUUAUAUCCAUCACCUGAUAAUGUGGUUUCUGUAUCUGAAAAGCAGGGUAUGGAGCUAGAUGGCUGCUUCAUUGGAGCAUGCACAACAGCAGAAGAAGAUCUCAUCAUGGGUGGCCUGGUCUUGCAGCAAGGCUUGAAAAAAGGUCUAGAGGUAGUCAGCAAGGGAAAACGAAAAGUGACACCUGGAUCCGUUCAAAUCAUUGCGAAACUUCGAUCCUUAGGACUCCUUCAAUGCUAUAUUGAUGCCGGUUUUGAAGUCGGCGCUCCAGGAUGCAGUUACUGUGUCGGAAUGGGAGCAGAUCAAGCUGGUGAAGGUGAAGUCUGGCUGUCUUCUCAAAACCGAAACUUCAAGAAUCGAAUGGGAAAAGGAUCCAUAGGAAACAUUACUUCUGCAGCUACAGUUGCAGCUUCAAGUUUCAGCAUGACACUCCAGGACCCACAAGAGCUACUGAAUGACAUUGACGAAUCCUAUUUUAAUAGCAUUCGCAUGUAUUGGACAGAAAAUAAGAAAUCUAUUAUCUACCGGGAGCCUAAGCAAGAUUUCUCCCAAAAGUCCAUCACCAUGGCCUAUGAGGAAGAAGUCUCGUUAUUGCCAAUUUCAAUCACAUCCAAAGCUCAACUUUUUGGCGACAACAUUGAUACUGAUGCCAUUAUUCCUAUUGACAAGUGUACAGCUGACAACGAGACGAUGCUCGGACAAGGUUCAUUUGCAUACACAAGGCCAGAGUUCGUACCUCGAGUCGCAGAAGGCUACGGUAUCAUUGUGGCAGGAACCGGUUUCGGCAGUGGUUCAUCCAGAGAAGAAGCGCCUCGUGCACUAAAGGCGUGCGGUGUCAAAGCUGUUAUAGCCAAGUCUUUUGCAUACAUUUACAGUCGUAAUCAAGCGAACUUUGCUCUAUUUGGGGUCAUUGUCACGGACGACAACUUUUACAAUUCUGUAUCGGAAGGCUCUGAAAUAGAAAUUAAAGUUGCCGAAAGGAAAGUGCUCAUGGAUGGCAAGUCAUACCUCUUCAAACUAGAUGUCGUUGAGGAACGACUUCAUGCUUCCGGCGGCAUUGCCCCUAGGUGGAAACGCCAUGGCAAGAACUUGUUCAGGAAGUUGCAGCAAGAAAGUAACUCCGUGAGCUGCGGAUCCAAUGCUACCGAUUCGACAUGUUCUACUGACGAUAUCACAGCCUGGUAG